AUGGUUUUUUCAUUCUUUCCUCUAUUCACCCACUCAUUCUUUUAUUCGUUCUUUCAUUCAUCAGUUCAUUCAUUCAUUCACUCAUCCAUUCAUCCAUUCAUUUGCUCAUUCGUUCGUUCAUUCAUUCAUUCAGUCGGUCAGUCAUUCGUUCAAUCAUUCAUGCACUCUUUCAUACAUUUCAUCCAUUCGUCCAUUUACUUACACCAAGUCCUCCGCGAUGGCGUGCGCUGAGUUCUACUGGGGUUUCUCCUUGAGUGGUAGCCAACGGAAAGCGAAAGGCUCGCGUCCGACAAGGCGUCAACUGAAAUACUUUAAAAUUUUUAAAUACUGA
This is a messenger RNA of Angiostrongylus costaricensis, 331 nucleotides long. The record is from the annotation of a GenBank genome assembly. NCBI's taxonomy places the organism in Eukaryota, Metazoa, Nematoda, Chromadorea, Rhabditida, Metastrongylidae.